AUGUCGCAAAUCCCAGGUGGAAAAAAAGGCGGGAAGGGCCCGCCGAAAAAAGUAGUUGACGAUGACAAGACUGCACCGAAAGCGGAGGAGAAAGAUGAGACGUCUUCUACUAAUGGAGAUAAGAAGGAGGCUAAGGAUGGCAACGGCAUGCCUGAUGUGCCGAAGCCACCGAGCGCUGGGGUUAACAUGCGGGAGGCCGCGGCGAAAAUACUGGUGCUGGCCCAAAAGGGAGAAUGGCCUGCCGUGGAACAGACCCUCAAGGCGCUGGAGAAGCUGGUGGCUGCGGGAGGCGAGGAUACUGUAUCCGUGCCGAUGGCUGGCAUCGUCGACCCGACAACAGGAAUGACCCCGCUGAUGUAUGCCGUAAAGGACAAUAGGACAUUAUUUGUCGAACGACUUAUUGAACUUGGCUCCGAUGUCGGCGCGAGGAACAAUGAUAACUACAAUGUCCUUCACAUAUCGGCGAUGUACUCGCGGGAAGACAUCGUCAAACUUCUCCUUUCCAAAAGAGGAGUCGAUCCAUUUGCAACUGGAGGAAGUCGCCAACAAACAGCAGUACAUCUCGUAUCAAGCCGACAGACAGGCACUGCGACGAGCAUCUUGCGCGCGUUGCUCACGGCUGCGGGGAAGGACAUACGGUUACGACCUGAUGGGAGAGGCAAGGUGCCGCUGCUGCUCGCCGUGGAGGCGGGCAACCAGAGCAUGGUGCGCGAGCUACUCAGUGCGCAGACGGCCGAACAGCUCAAGGCGUCCACACCAGCGGGCGAUACAGCUUUACACCUCGCAGCAAGACGCAAAGAUGUUGACAUGGCUCGAAUCCUUGUAGACUAUGGGGCUGCUGUUGACGCAGUUAACGGUUCUGGACAAACAGCUUUACACAUAGCCGCUGCGGAGGGAGAUGAACCACUUGUUAAAUACUUCUAUGGAGUCAGAGCGAAUGCAGCUAUUGCUGAUAAUGAAGACCGGACACCAAUGCAUCUAGCCGCUGAAAACGGUCAUGCAGCUAUUAUAGAACUACUGGCGGAUAAAUUCAAAGCAUCGAUAUUUGAAAGGACAAAAGAUGGCAGUACAUUGAUGCACAUUGCUUCUCUGAACGGUCAUGCUGAUUGCGCUAUGAUGCUGUUUAAGAAGGGUGUCUAUCUGCAUAUGCCAAAUAAGGAUGGAGCCCGAAGUAUUCACACGGCAGCGAGGUACGGCCAUGUUGGGAUCAUCAACACACUGCUGCAGAAAGGAGAGAGUGUGGAUGUCACUACUAAUGAUAACUACACAGCUCUCCACAUAGCGGUGGAAUCCUGCAAGCCAGCUGUAGUAGAAACCCUUCUGGGGUAUGGGGCAGAUGUGCAUAUACGUGGAGGCAAACAGAGAGAAACUCCUUUACAUAUAGCUGCGAGGAUUCCUGAUGGCGACAAAUGCGCGCUAAUGCUGCUAAAAUCUGGGGCUGGUCCUAACAAAGCCACAGAAGAUGGCAUGACGCCAGUGCACGUGGCUGCGCGGUUCGGCAACCUCGCCGCGCUGCUGCUGCUGCUGGACGACGGCGGCGACCCGCUGCGCAAGACCAAGACCGGUGAAACACCACUCCACAUGGCGUGUAGAAGUUGCAAACCAGACAUAGUGCGGCAUUUAAUAGAAUUUGUAAAAGAACGCAAAGGUGAAAAAGUUGCAACGUUAUACAUUGAUUCAGUCGAUGAAGAUGGAGCUAGUGCCUUACAUUUCGCGGGACAAAUAACCAAAGAAGAAGUAAAAGUUCCUUCAGCUGAUAGAGAAGUUGUUAAAUAUCUCAUGCAAAAUGGUGCCGAUGUAUCACUACAAACGAAACAUAAUCAAGAAACCGCCUUCCAUUUCUGCGCCAUCGCCGGCAAUAAUGACGUUCUAACAGAAAUGAUAACAGACAUGUCUACCGCGGAUGUGAGCAGAGCAUUAAACAAACAAAACUCUAUAGGAUGGACGCCAUUACUAAUUGCAUGUAAUAGAGGACACAUGGAGCUUGUUAACACAUUACUAUCAAAUCACGCAAGAGUUGACGUUUUUGACGUAGAAGGAAGAUCAGCCUUACACUUAGCGGCUGAACAUGGAUACUUACAAGUCUGUGACGCGUUACUAACGAACAAAGCCUUUAUCAACUCAAAAGCCAGAAACGGACGAACUGCCCUACAUUUAGCAGCCAUGAACGGCUUCGCACAUUUAGUGAAAUUUCUCAUACGAGAUCACAACGCUGUUAUAGACGUUUUAACGUUAAAGAAACAGACGCCAUUACAUUUAGCCGCAGCGAGCGGACAAAUGGAAGUGUGCAAAUUACUACUAGAACUCGGUGCCAAUAUUGAUGCGACAGACGAAUUGGGGCAAAAACCAAUACACGCUGCAGCUCAGAACAAUUAUUCUGAAGUAGUACAAUUAUUUCUACAACAACACCCUAAUUUAGUAAUGGCGACCACCAAAGAUGGGAACACAUGCGCGCAUAUAGCAGCCAUACAAGGGUCAGUUAAAGUGAUUGAAGAAUUGAUGAAAUUCGAUAGAACUGGGGUUAUAUCAGCUAGGAAUAAACUAAAUGAUUCCACGCCCUUACAAUUAGCAGCUGAAGGUGGUCAUGCUGAUGUAGUUAGGGUUUUGGUUAGAGCUGGAGCAUCUUGUACGGAUGAGAAUAGAGCUGGACUAACAGCUGUACAUUUAGCAGCGGAACAUGGACAUACUAAUGUGCUAGAUGUAAUGAGGUCAACUAAUACUUUGAGGAUAUCUAGUAAAAAGCUGGGUUUGACACCGCUUCAUAUAGCUGCGUAUUAUGGACAAGCAGAAACGGUCCGAGAACUCCUAUCCCAUGUUCCCGGAACAGUAAAAUCCGACGCUCCAACAGGAGUAUCUCUAGUUCCCAUACUAGGAGCUGAGUCUGGCCUUACUCCAUUACAUUUGGCGGCUUAUAACGGGAAUGAGAAUGUUGUCAGGUUGUUACUUAACUCUGCGGGGGUUCAGGUUGAUGCUGCUACUAAUGAAAAUGGUUACAAUCCGCUCCAUUUAGCCUGUUUCGGUGGCCACAUGUCCAUAGUGGGUCUCCUACUAAGUAGAUCAGCUGAAUUGCUGCAAAGCACAGACAGACACGGCAAAACCGGCUUACACAUAGCAUCAACACAUGGCCACUAUCAAAUGGUAGAAGUACUCCUUGGACAAGGAGCAGAAAUAAACGCAACAGAUAAAAAUGGCUGGACUCCAUUACAUUGUGCUGCUAAAGCUGGACAUCUAAACGUAGUAAAGUUACUUUGUGAAUCAGGAGCUUCUCCCAAAAGUGAAACUAACCUCAACUGUGCUCCUAUCUGGUUUGCGGCCUCUGAAAAUCACAAUGAUGUACUAGAAUAUCUCUUACACAAAGAACACGACACACAAUCCCUUAUGGAUGACAAAAAAUUUAUUUACAAUUUAAUGGUGUGCUCGAAGAACCAUAAUAAUAUACCUAUUGAAGAAUUCGUGUUAGUUUCACCGGCGCCUGUUGAUACAGCUGCCAAGUUAUCCAAUCUAUAUGUUAAUUUAUCAACCAAGGAAAAGGAGCGUGCCAAAGACCUAAUAGCAGCGGGUAAGCAAUGUGAAGCGAUGGCGACCGAGCUACUGGCGCUAGCCGCUGGAGCAGAUUCCGCUGGACACAUACUAACAGCCACUGAUAAUAGAAAUAUUGAGUUUUUAGACGUUUUGAUAGAAAACGAACAGAAAGAAGUCAUCGCGCACACGGUCGUUCAGAGAUAUCUUCAGGAACUCUGGCGAGGCAGCCUCAAAUGGACCGGCAUCAAAAUAAUGUUCCUUUUUUUCAUCUUUAUUAUUUGUCCGCCAGUUUGGCUCGUCUUCUCUCUUCCACUAGGCCAUAAAUAUAAUAAGAUACCGAUAAUUAAAUUUAUGUCAUAUUUAACUUCCCAUAUAUACCUUAUGGUAUUAUUAGCUUUGGUUGCCAUAACGCCCAUAUAUAACUCAAUAUUUAGAGAAAGUUUAGUCCCUAGGUGGUAUGAGUGGAUAUUAUUAAUUUGGUUGAGUGGUCUCCUUUUGUUUGAACUUACAAAUCCUAGUGAUAAAUCUGGUUUAGGCUGGAUAAAAAUAGCAGUAUUAUUGUUAGGAAUGGUGGGCGUCGCGACCCACGUCGUUGGCUGGAUAUUUGUAUUACCAAAAUAUUGGCCAACCUUAAUGUAUUGUAGAAAUCAAUGUUUUGCCUUAUCAUUUCUCUUAGCGUGUGUACAAAUUUUGGACUUCUUGUCUUUCCAUCACUUGUUUGGCCCGUGGGCUAUUAUUAUAGGCGAUCUUAUGAAAGAUCUAGGUAGAUUUUUAGCAGUGUUAGCGAUAUUCGUGUUUGGAUUCUCCAUGCACAUUGUGGCAUUGAACCAACCUUUCAGAAAUAUAAAUAAACCUGAAGAUAACAAAUACGCCAGAACAGCGAGGAGAAAACUGUUUUCAGACGUUACCAUGAACCCCGUGUUCUCGUUCGAGCUGCUGUUCUUUGCGGUGUUCGGUCAGACCACGACGGAGCAGACGAGGGUCCAUCGCAACGACAGCAACACGCAACCGCAGUGGACAAAUUAUUUGUUUAAAAUAGUUUUCGGGAUUUACAUGUUGGUGUCGGUGGUCGUACUCAUCAAUCUACUGAUUGCUAUGAUGUCAGAUACCUAUCAAAGGAUACAGGCUCAAUCGGACAUAGAGUGGAAGUACGGGCUAUCGAAGUUGAUCCGCAACAUGCAUCGGACCAACACAGCACCGUCUCCACUUAAUCUUGUGACCACGUGGCUCAUGUGGUUGAUACAUCGGUGCAGGAAUCGUCUAACAAAGAAGAAGAGGCCCAGCUUAGUGCACAUGAUUGGUUUGCAGAGACAGGACCAAAUGAGCGCGAGGUCUAAGGCUGGGGCCAAAUGGCUGUCUAAAGUCAAGAGGGGACAGGUUGUUCCUAAAGAUUCCACCCGUCUCUCAGUAGUACACUUAAGUCCGUUAGGUUCCCAACUAAGUUUCAACAACAUGACUAGAAUAGAGAACGUAGUAGAUUGGGAAAUAAUCGCCAAGAAAUAUAGAGCUCUCACGAGAGACGAGCCUGAGGAACUGUUAACUAAAGACACAGAAAACGAUACUGCUGAAAGUGAAUCAGAAAUCGUUCCCAAUAAUAUAGCUGCUGUUCCACCUUGAAUACAAGAAGAUAAUUUUCAUAAUUGCCGUGGAAAGAAAAUGUCUAUAAAUUUGAUGGAAGAAGUCGUAAAUGUAAAUAGGUGAACGUUGUAACGUAGGUGAAAUUUGGAAAGCAUUGUUUCAUGUACCGUCUAAAAAACGGUUAAAUGUAAAUAAAUUUUAAUUCGUGGUAGUAUGUUUUUCGGAUGUGUUUUAAUUAUUUUCAAGAUAAUUGUCCAAUAUACUAGUCAUUAUGUACCUACCUAUUUGUGUUAAUUGUUUUCUUUUAGUUAGUAAAUAAUGUAAAUGUAUAUAGAAAUUAUUUAUUUCAUGUAAGCGCAAAAUAAUAUUCUACAGUAACAAUCUAGUCAUUCAAAAGUAAAUUGAUUUAUUGUUUACCUUGAAAAAAUGUUUUACAGAUUUUGUUUAUUAUUUAUAUUGUAACAUAUCAAGUAUAUGCACAUAAGAUAAUGGUAUCUGCGGAAACUGCCUCGAUCCAUCCCGCAUUGAUAACGAAAACUGUAAAUAUUAUAAAAGAUAAAUAAUAACCUUUUCCUAUAGUUUAUUCAAGCAACGGGUAUCAAAAGAACAUACCUACAAAGACAUACCUACUUAUUGACCUAAGUAUCCAAUCCAAGAAAAUCCUCAAAAUUGCGACACUAAGAAAUCAGUGUCAAUUCAUUAAAAAAUAUGAAUCAAUGCUGAAAAUAAAAUUGUUCAGUUUCGGCUUUUGGUAAUGUCAAGCAAAUAUUAUGUAGACUAAAAAUGUAGAUAAUUAAGUGUACCUUCCACCUACCAGUAUCGAUAAGAACAAUAUUUUUCUAAUUCAAAUAAUUUAUUUUAUAGGAACUAGUCAUAAGAACAUCAAGUCAAUAAUUUAAGCAUUAACUCUAAACGUAACAAUAUUUUUGUAAAUAAUCAUGUUAUGUAUUUGUGUACGUAUUGUUUUGAAUAAAAUAUGAAUCUACAAA
Colias croceus (clouded yellow) is the source of this 6089-nucleotide messenger RNA. RefSeq names its product serine/threonine-protein phosphatase 6 regulatory ankyrin repeat subunit B (gene nompC). Gene Ontology annotation, cellular component: glycosylphosphatidylinositol-N-acetylglucosaminyltransferase (GPI-GnT) complex; membrane. The record is from RefSeq and is a predicted model, not a curated record. The transcript has 19 exons. Gene Ontology annotation, molecular function: protein binding; calcium channel activity. Bases 1 to 5139 code for a protein of 1712 amino acids. Gene Ontology annotation, biological process: GPI anchor biosynthetic process; calcium ion transmembrane transport. Lineage: Eukaryota; Metazoa; Arthropoda; Insecta; Lepidoptera; Pieridae.